Aphanomyces invadans is the source of this 2795-nucleotide messenger RNA. RefSeq lists its product as hypothetical. Gene Ontology annotation, molecular function: microtubule binding; small GTPase binding. Gene Ontology annotation, cellular component: motile cilium; Golgi apparatus; microtubule. Gene Ontology annotation, biological process: cell motility. The record is from RefSeq and is a predicted model, not a curated record. The coding region runs from base 43 to 1554 and encodes 503 amino acids. NCBI's taxonomy places the organism in Eukaryota, Oomycota, Saprolegniomycetes, Saprolegniales, Verrucalvaceae. The transcript has 4 exons.
GGCGUUUUCGUUGUCGAGUCGGCGACGUCGUUGGCGGCAGAGAUGGGACCGAAGAAGGGGAAGAAGAAGGAGAAGAAGGGAAAGAAGGGCAAGGAUGGCGACAGCAAGGAGGACGACAUGUCGAGGGAGUUGGAGGCCGAGCGGCAGGAAUUGGUCAAAGAAGCCAAGCGGCUCGCGGAGAAGUCGAAGAAGGAGGAGGAGGCGUUCAACGAGUUCCAGCAGCAGCGAGAAAAGAUCAACUACUUUUGGAUCGUCGAGAAGAAGAACUUGGAGGACAAGAAGGCCGAGCUGCGAAACAAGGAGCGCGAGCGGCAGGACUUGGAAGAAAAGCACCAGGUCGAGAUCAAAGUGUACAAGCAGCGUGUCAAGCACUUGCUGUACGAGCACCAGAACGAGAUCUCGGCGCUAAAAAUCGAAUCGGAAACGUCGCUCAAGAUCGGCCAAGACGACCAUCGUACCAUCGAGCGCGAGCUCAAAACCGACAAACGAUCGCUCAAGUUGGACUUGAAGGAAAUGGAGCUGUCGCACGAAGAUUACUUGAAGACGCUGAAGCAGGAACAAGACAAGCGGAUCACAAUCCUGCGGCAGGAGUUCGAGCGCCACGCCAAAGAACUCCAGCAAAAGUUUGAACGAAAGCGCAAGACGUUUCGAGACGACCUGGAGAGCCAACGCCGCGUCGACACGCUGCGCAUCGAGGAGCGCAAGAACAGCCACAUUGCGCAGCUCAUGGCCGGACACGAGAAAGCGUUUGGCGAGAUCAAAAACUACUACAACGACAUCACGCACAACAACUUGGACUUGAUCAAGUCGCUGAAAGAAGAAGUCGCUGAGAUGAAGAAGAAGGAAGCGCAGGACGAAAAGCUCAUGUUUGAAAUCUCUCAAGAGAACAAGCGCAUGUCCGAGCCAUUGAAGAAAGCGCUGCAGGACGUCGAGCGGCUCCGGAAAAGCAUCAAGAGCUACGACGAAGACAAGGUUGCCCUGAAAGCCGCCAAGGCGGAACUCCUCGUGCUCGAAGACCAGCUCGGAUCGCUGUCGUGGGAGCACGAAGUACUCACGCAGCGGUUUGCGCAAGUCCAGAACGAGUACAACACGCUGCACAGCCAGUUCCAGACGAGCAUCUACGAUGUGCAGCAAAAGAACGGGCUCAAGAACCUCCUGCUCGAGAAGAAGCUCGAGAGCAUGGGCGACGUGUUGGAGCAGAAGGACGCCCAGUUGAACGAAGUGCUCGCUCAUGCGCAGUUGGACCCAUCCAUCGCGGCCCAGGUUCGCCGCCGCCUCGAAGACAUCAUGGAAGCCAAGAACCAAGAAGUUCGCGACCUCGAGAAGGAACUCGCGAUCGUACUGAAGCUGCUCGCCGAUUACACCAAGGCAGCCGAGGCCAAGCUGACAGAGUACGGCACACCCGUCGAUGAACUCGGGUUCUCGCCAAACUUGAACCCGACUCACCUCCCCAAGAUAAAAACGUCGGGGCAAUCACAUUCGAACGCGCCGACGUCCGCCAUCCCGGCAAGCGGCCAUGGAGGGUCUCCAUUCACGCUGUCGCCGUUGAAAUAACGUUAAGUUGUAAGUGGUCUCCGUGGUGCUGUACGCCAAGGAGGAUCGCAGCCACGGAAGCGUCCUUGGACGAGGAUGGAUGACGCACUCGCAAAGAUCAAAAUUCGGCAUGUUAAUAGGAUUCCUACACAACCUUGUACGCGCUGCGGUUGGCCGCGCCGUCUUUCAGCUUCAACUUGGGGUGCACAAGCAUGUAAAUAUCGUCGAUCCGCGCGUCCAGCUGCGCGAUGCGCUCUCGUGUCGUCGCUUCCAACGCAUCCAUACGACCGCUGAGCAUGUGGAUUGCGUCGAGGAGGACGCCGGGGUUGAGUGGAAUGCCGGAAAACUUUGCGGCGAGGUCCUUCGGGUUAUGUCCAUACGCGGCACCCAGGUUGUCGCUCUCCAUCGAAAUUCCCAUUUCACCGAGCGUGUUCAAGUUCGUGUGGACGUUCCCCAUCAUGUUGAGGUUCAGUUCUUCGUUCGACUCGAGAGGCAUACCCAUGUUGAUCGCGCCUUCCUCAACGUCAUAUGUGGGCAUGGGGCCAGCCAUUUCCUUGAUGCCGUACCGCUUCUUGAAGCUCUUCAUCCAUGCAGGGGUCACUCCUGGCCACGAGCUGCUGUCUUCAUGCUUCAGGGACGCUUGCGUGUUGCCGGUCACUUGCGCAAUGAGCUCCGCAGCCUUUUGAUGCAACGCUUCGUGGGUAACAGGUUUCUGGUGGACCUUCUCAGUGACCAUCCAACGGUACAAUUCACGUUCAACAGCAGGGUACGCUUCAUCGUCGGCGACCUUGAGGGUCUUUCGGCGCAAAGAAGCCAAGUGUUUCGCAUCUCCGCAAAAGCGCAUGAUUCGUUCCUUGUUCUUCUUGAUAUCCGAGAUCUGUUGGCGGGAAAUACCGAGGAGCGCGGCAAUGUCGACGGGUUUUUCGCCGUUGUCAAGGCGAUGGAGAACUUGCUGCUUCUGGUACAGCGACACGACGACGCGUUUGCGUUUGUUGGUCGAAGCCGGGCUCGCGACGACCGGCGUCACCGCGGCCGUCCCCGCCGGCGACGGUUUAAUCGCAGAUGAGGCCUUGCCGCGCCCACCCCGUUGCUUGCCAGGGUUCAUGCCCGACCCGCCCAUACCGUCGGCGCCGCCGUCUUCAUCGCCGUCGUCCUUGAACCCUCCAUCGAGCGCGUUGAGCCCGUCCGGAUAUGUCACUUCAUCAUCCGGUGCCAGCCCUUCCACCGCAUCGUUCAGGUCGUUCAUCUCUGUUAUCCGGUUG